This is a messenger RNA of Akanthomyces muscarius, 930 nucleotides long. RefSeq lists its product as uncharacterized. Lineage: Eukaryota; Fungi; Ascomycota; Sordariomycetes; Hypocreales; Cordycipitaceae. The record is from RefSeq and is a predicted model, not a curated record. The transcript has a single exon. Bases 1 to 930 code for a protein of 309 amino acids.
AUGGUCUUAGACCUGGGACGGCUCCCACCAGAGGUCCGACUGCUCGUCUGGGAAGCGACACUCCCUGACCGCCGCGUCUUUCACGUCAGCGAUCUCACAGAAGUUCCGCAGACUCCACGGAUAACCAACAGCACCAAGCGGAACGAGCAGCUAUUCAGCUUUCACAUUCGACAUGCGCCGCCCAUCGCUCACGGAAUCUGCCACGAGUCGCGCGCCGUUGUUCUAUCACGCGGGUUCCUCCUCUCAGGCAGUAAAACCUGCACGGGCAAGCCUUCCGCGGGGCCAUGGUUCAAUCCCCAACGCGAUAUGCUAUACUUGGAUCGCAACAUGCGGCACUGCCUCAAGGCCAAGACGCCGAUCAACGUUCAUGGUCUGAAUCGCGUCCUGCACGUUGGGCUCGAGUGGCGCGCCUGGUUCCGCGAUGUCCCGCGCUUACCAGACGGCGAGAACAUGCAUCAUCAGCAGUGGAAGAUGGCCAUGGAGCCGCUGCUGCUGCAUUGUCCGAGCGCGGAGACCAUGAGCUUUGUGCUGCCCCGCGUGCGGCAUGCCGGCGGCGUUCCGUCAGGGCGCGAGCCAUAUGGCGCGGAAAAGUACAGUUGCAGCUUGGAAACGCUACCAGAGGGGACAAAAGUGCCGUGGGAGAGGAUGCCGGUGCAGGUCACCAAUGGCGCGCUGGUCAACUAUCCGGGGACGGCCCUGUCGCAGCUCGGGGGCGAGAGCAUGCCCGUGGAGUGGAGGGUGAUUUGUCGACAGAUGAAGACGGCAGCCGACUUGCUGCCAGGUGAUGGAACGCAAAAUGUGGAGGAUGAGGGUUUUCAUGAGCCAGUGACGCAAAGGAGAAGGAUCAUCAGCGUAAGAGGUUGGUGGCUGGUCCGACCUGGAGCACGGAUAGGCCAGGAGGAGCAAGAGGCGCAGGAGUUUUGGGAGUGA